Messenger RNA from Tarenaya hassleriana, 2601 nucleotides. RefSeq lists its product as uncharacterized. Bases 94 to 2418 code for a protein of 774 amino acids. The transcript is spliced from 4 exons. The record is from RefSeq and is a predicted model, not a curated record. NCBI's taxonomy places the organism in Eukaryota, Viridiplantae, Streptophyta, Magnoliopsida, Brassicales, Cleomaceae. Gene Ontology annotation, molecular function: sphingomyelin phosphodiesterase D activity.
GUCUUCUCGGAUUCAAACCCUUCUCCCCAUUUUUCACUGGAAAGUGGAAACCCUAGUUUGAGCUCCUUUGCUUCGCGUCCACAGGUAGGCGCCAUGCUCCCUCAUUCGUACACCGUCGAUUCGUUCUCUCAAUCGCAGGACCUCGCCUCGGCCAUUCUUGCCGCCUCCACGCCUUCCAAGAUCUCCGCCGCCUGCGGUUCCGUCGAGUCGUUUCUGCACUCACACACGCCGGAUCAGUCCCGCCAUUUCUUCUCCAUCACCUUCCCGACUCUAAUCUGUAAGCUCUUCGGCUUUGGCGACGCGGCGGUGGCUCCUCCUCCUCCGUCGCAGUUGCCAAAUGGAUGGAUUGACGUAGUAUCGGCGUCCAACGAUUCGGAUUUAGCGGCUAGGAUUUUCCAUCUCUUGUCCCCGAGUGGAAUCCUAAUGAGUUCAAUCUCUGCUGUUGAUAAGUUAUCUCUGGUUAAAUACGUGUUCCCGACCGAACGCCUUCCGGAGUGGGCUCGAUUCAUGUUCUCGAGCGAGAAGGAUUGCGGUGUCUUAUCCGAUUUGUGCCCGUUGUUCAGAGGUAAGGUUCAGGAUGAUUCAUUGAAGGGGUCGUCGUAUGAAAUUAGGUUAAAUGUUUUCGAGUAUUACAUGUUUUGGUUCGCGUAUUACCCGGUUUGUAGAGGAAACAAGAAGAACUCUGUUAGAGUUUCCGUGAAAAGGACGAAUAAAUUCCGGUUAGAGCGCUGGGCAUCUUCUAUAAGGGGCUUCCCAGGGAGUAGCAAACGCGAUCCGGAUCUGAAACAGGACUGUUGUAUAUACCUAAGGCUUCUUUACGCUUAUCUGAAAGCAUUUGUACCUGUUUUUGACUUGAACGCACACCAGCCUUAUCGUAUCUCUCUUUUGCAUUACGGGAACGGGUGUGAUGGGUCCGUGAUGACGAGAGCUGAAUUUGUGGUGAACGUGUUCGUGCAUUACUGGCUCGUUGAUAAUGAUUUCUCACCUUUUUCUGUUGGUACGGCCAAAUCGUUUGGUUUGUCUUUUCCCUUUCGUUCUGCUUUGGAUGAGAAUCCGCCAACUAGUGGGUUAGAGGAAGUGGUGAAGUUGCUUGUGAAGUACCUGAAUCUGAGCUGGGUUACAAGUGGAGAUGGUCAUGAAACUUAUCCUGAGUAUGGUGAGAGUCCUCGAUGGAAGACUCCGAGUUCUGGAUCGUCGUUCAAUGCUGUGAACUUUAGUCUCCGGCCGCCCGGUUCCUGGAACACUUAUAUACAGAGGCCGCUUUAUCGUUUUAUAUUACGAACUCUCUUGUUCUGUCCUUUAGCGACUUCCAUUAAGAAUGCAUCUCAGGUAUUCUCAGUUUGGGUCACUUACAUGGAACCGUGGUCAAUCAGCUUGGAUGAUUUCUCAGAUCUUGAUGCUCCCGUAAAUAUGCUCCCAAAAGAAGUGAAAAGGGAAACUUCUGAAUCGCACGCUUAUGGCUAUUCAUCCUUGUGGCAGAACUAUGUGAUAUCCAAUUAUUUGUACUACAGCUCUUUGGUUAUGCAUUUUAUCGGCUUUGCGCACAAGUUCCUUCACACAGAUCCUGAAACAAUAACCCAGAUGGUGCUGAAGGUGAUGAACAUUCUAACAUCGGCAAAAGAGCUUGCAGAUUUGAUAAAGACCGUUGACAGUGCAUUUCAUUCCAAAACACAAAUGGCAUCAGGAAAAUCAACAGUGAACAGCUUGUCUAGAUUUAUUCCAUCCAUUCGUGAGCAGUUGAAGGACUGGGAAGAUGGAUUGUGUGAGAGCAAUGCUGAUGGAUCGUUCUUGCAUGAGAACUGGAACAAAGACUUGAGACUAUUCGGUGAUGGUGAAGAUGGUGGACAACAACUGCUUCAGCUAUUCAUAAUGCGGGCAGAGGCUGAGCUGCAAGGUGUGUCUGGAAACAAUAGCCGGCAAGUAAUGGAGUGCAUAGAUGAACUGAAAUCAAGAGUUGUAAACUUGUUCAAGGGGCAUGUGAUUAAACCAAUUUCGUUUACACUAGAACCAGAGCAGCCCCAGAAGAAUCGUGAUGAUCUGUUCAAGCCCAGGCGAGCUGGGAAGCAAGGAGUGGGCAGUGUGAAGUACAAAGGGGACUGGAUGAACCGGCCAGUGUCAGAAGACGAGGUCAGAUGGCUAGCUGAGCUUUUCGUUCACAUCUCUUUCUGGCUGAACGAGCGGCUCGGGCUUAACCAACCGGAGGAAGAGGAGGAGGAAACAAAGGCAGAGCCUUAUGCAUAUGUGGAGGUAGCAGAGGAGGUGAAGGGAGGUGGAGAUGUGGUGGGGAUGGUGCAGUUGAUGAGGAGGUAUGGUGUUCGAGUGAACCUCCGGGUUAUGGCCUCGAAGAAGUUCCUGAUGCUUCUGUUGCUGUACGCUGUUUAUUUUGUACUCAAGAGGCUUCUUAGGAUGGUUUUUUGAAAUGCGUAGAUAAGCCAAAGCAUCAUUACAGAAAAUAUAUAGUAUGGUCGCUGGCCUCGAAGAAGUUACCGGUUCCGGUGUAGACUCCUUGUAGUUUGUUUUUGUGGGAAAUGUAUGCCGUUUUACUUGUACAGAUAUAGAUUGUGCGAUGUUUUAAUUAUGUAGUUCAGCUCACAAUGCCCA